AUUUAAUUCUGAUUAGAUGGUCGAGGAGAGCGGACGCGCUACAAGAGGUGCAGUGGACUAAGGAUUAAUUUCGGAUAGUUACUAACAAUGCGGCGCCGGUGGAAGUAUGCAUUGUGUCGACUGCCAUUGAUACUGAGCUUAUUAACUCCAACAUUUGUAGUGUUCAUCUUCACCUUAUUAUUUAACCAACCACCGGAAGUUCAGAGACAUCUGGAGAAAAAGGAGUAUACCAAAGCACCGCAACUAUUACAAAAUUAUACGAAUAAUCCUUACAAUAUAUCACAUCCAUAUAACGUGAACUUUGAAGAGUUACUUGUGAUGAAGGAGAGUGGACAACGCAUACCAUUAAAACCUCUUAAUCCCCAUCCAUAUAAAUAUAUUUUGAAUCCAUCCAAUAUUUGUCAGGAACCCCCUCCUCAAAAUAAUUCGUUAUUUGUGUUAAUACUCAUAAAAAGUGCGCCAGAUAAUUUUCACUUGAGACAGACUCUGCGAAUGUCCAUGGAGAAAAAUCCAAUCGAAAAAGGAUACGUUCGAAUUGUUUUCUUGAUGGGUACUUCCAAAAAAGAACUUAAUAAGAACACCAUGGUUGAAAAUGCAAUGUAUGGAGACCUUGUUCAACAGGAUUUUGUAGAUUCGUAUAAGAAUUUGACUAUAAAGACAGUCAUGGGAUAUAAUUGGGCUGUAAAAUAUUGUCCAAAUGCUACUCACAUUCUUUACAAGGAUGACGAUUUUCAUUUUAAUGUUAAAAAUCUUCUUAAAUUUCUAGGAUCUCAUGAACAUCCUCAAUCUUUAUUAGUGGGAUAUAGAGUUGACAAAGCGCCAGUUAUGCGCCACCCAGCAAGUCCACAUUUUGUGAAGACAGAGGACUAUCCAAAUAGAGUUUAUCCGCCGUAUUUAGCUGGAGGUGCGUAUGUCGUUAGUAUGGAUGUUGCACAAAGAUUUGUGAUUGCGUUUCCAUAUGUGAAAUACAUUGCAGUGGACGAUUCAUACAUAGGGAUAGUUGCAAUGAAACUAAAUAUCCUGCCACAGAUGAACAAUGUUUUAUUUUCCUUUAAGGAUUGCAAAGAUCUAGAUUCAAAAGUGAUAGCUUGCAGAGGAUAUACAUCUCAUAAAGAAAUAUUUUCUGCCUGGAAAACGUUUGUAAAACAGUUUUUAGCGAAAUUUUAUAUAUGAUGAAUUGUAACUAUGGAUCUAGAUAUGAAGUUUCGGGUAAAUAACAUAUUGAUUCUUAUAUAGGUUUUGCUUAAACUGAUAUAUAAAGUGAAAAAUAAAAUAAUAAUAUAAUUAAAAGAACAAUAAUAAUUGUAUCAUUUAAUGCAUCGCAUUUCAUGUAAAUUUUUGAUAAUUGAAAAAUGUUUUUGUCAAGAAAAGGAGAAAAUUUUUUCCGCUAAACGAUUUCUGAUUUGGCUAAUUUUGACACAGUGUAUAUUCAAUGUCUAUAAAAUUAAAUUCAAGUUUUCCCUGAUGAACCAGCAAUUAAAAACCAAAUAAAUUAUGAAAUAUAA
This is a messenger RNA of Saccostrea echinata, 1505 nucleotides long. Its product is annotated as UDP-GalNAc:beta-1,3-N-acetylgalactosaminyltransferase 1-like. The transcript has 2 exons. Gene Ontology annotation, molecular function: hexosyltransferase activity; UDP-glycosyltransferase activity. Bases 88 to 1173 code for a protein of 361 amino acids. The record is from RefSeq and is a predicted model, not a curated record. Gene Ontology annotation, cellular component: membrane. NCBI's taxonomy places the organism in Eukaryota, Metazoa, Mollusca, Bivalvia, Ostreida, Ostreidae.